AGCUACCGACCACCAAGGCACUCGUUCUCCCACCGGAAAUAUCAGACAUCGGAAUCCGGCUGAUCUUCGAUGGACGAUCAGUUCUCCCACCGGAAACCAGCUGAAAAUCCCGAACACGGGGGCCACCAUGGGCGAAGAUCCCCAACAGAACUGCUAUCCAGCGCCAAGGUGAUUGCGGAAGCAGGGCAGGCAGCCUACGGGCGCCAGAUGGACAAGGUGGACAAGGCAAGAGUGGCCGGUGCGGCCGAGGACCUGCUGAGCGCGGCCAACCAGUACGGUAAACUGGAGGAGAGGGGCUUCGGCGAGUACGUGAAGAAGGCGGAGGGAUACCUCCAUAGCUACCAUUCUUCAAGCCCCGGCGACGCCCACACUGCCGGCUCAGGUGGCGCCCACCACUCAUCGGCAGGCACCCAUGAAACGACUACCCACCAUGGGGAACCAGAGGAAGGCGGAUCGGGGGGUUAUGGUGACUAUCUCAAAAUGGCUCAGGGAUUUCUUAACAAACCUGCACAUGAAGGUAAAUCGGAAGGGGAAUCUGGUUAUGGGGACUACAUGAAGCUGGCUCAAGGUUUCCUGAAGAAAAACUAGAUUCUGGGUCUCUUCCUCUCUCUCUCUCUCUCUCUCUCUCUCUCUCUCUCUCUAUAUAUAUAUAUAUAUAUAUAUAUAUAUAUAUAAUAUAAACGGGAUUAUCAUAAAUAAACCUUGAACACCAAGUUUGUAUUUUCAAGGUCUCUGCAAUUCCCUGAGUAAUUGCAAGGACGAUUGAUCUUGUUGCUGUUGUAGUUUGAUCUAAAACUGUGUGUGGACUCAGCCUGAUCGUGAAUAAUAGUUGAGGAAGGUCUGCCUACUUUAA
This is a messenger RNA of Nymphaea colorata (pocket water lily), 853 nucleotides long. RefSeq names its product nodulin-related protein 1. The transcript has 2 exons. Gene Ontology annotation, biological process: response to heat; regulation of abscisic acid biosynthetic process. Bases 70 to 588 code for a protein of 172 amino acids. Lineage: Eukaryota; Viridiplantae; Streptophyta; Magnoliopsida; Nymphaeales; Nymphaeaceae. The record is from RefSeq and is a predicted model, not a curated record.